Penicillium manginii is the source of this 1191-nucleotide messenger RNA. RefSeq lists its product as uncharacterized. Bases 1 to 1191 code for a protein of 396 amino acids. Lineage: Eukaryota; Fungi; Ascomycota; Eurotiomycetes; Eurotiales; Aspergillaceae. The record is from RefSeq and is a predicted model, not a curated record. The transcript has a single exon.
AUGGCUUGGUUUAGUUCCAUUGUUAAUGGAGUUGGCAGUGCAGCAAAUUGGCUCUUGUCCAACUCUGGUCUAGUUGGAAAGGUCCUAAGCACUGUUGGUACUGUCGCUCAGGGUAAUUUACCAAGCACAGUGACCACUGAGGGUUUUGUUAUGGUGGAGAAUGGUGGAAUCACCGCGGAGGACUGUGAUUGUGGGGGUGACUUGGCCCAAACAUUCAAGUACGCAACCAGGAAGCUUGAGAGGGCUGCACAGGAGGGAGAAAAAGCACCAAAAAUGCCCAUUCGGGGAUCCCAGGACAGUGCGAUUCUGUCCGGAUUGUGGACAAACCCAGGUCUCACAAUCGACGGCACCGCAACUCCUGAAAUGUAUAGAGACAUGGGAAAAUUCUUGGCGGAAAACAAUAUCCCCACGGAACUGAAGACGACCAACAAGGAUGGCACUGGCACGUUGGACGUGUCCCAGACAAUAUGCGACUCAAUCUUCGCGGAUGCCCCUGGCAUCCCGGAAUCUAGUGAAGUCGAGGCUGUUGCUGUCAAGGUAGCAGAGUUCGAGAUUCCAGGUGAUGGGUGUACGAUUUCCGGCUCUCACGCUUACUAUUCUAUCCCGUUGGGUAAGCGCAAUUAUGGACCACAGUGUGAUGACCAGGCAUGGCAUGGAGCCGUCCGAGUGACGAGAACCAGCACUGCGGCAUUCGACAUUGAACAUCGAAAGCAGAUGAAAGAGAACUUUUAUGUCGCUCAAACUGUUGAAACUGCGGGUACUGGACCGAGAUGGGUCGUUACUUGCCAGGUGAAUUGGAGAACAAUCUCACUCGCCAAACGUGCUCGGGAGAAGGUGAAGGCAGAACUUUUGGAAUAUCAUCCUACCUACCAGCUUCUGUAUUCUGCGGUUACCGGUCAGAAUCAGACAAUCAAAAUCCGAGCACCCGAAGGAGUUACGCCAGCCAGUGUACGCGCUAUCCUUAACCAGGUUGUCACCAAUGCCGCGAAAAGUGUGACACAAGGUGCAAGUCAGAUUCUCAACGGCGAACCUCUCUCAGAUAGCAUGCUCUCUUCUCAAGUCCGCUCUGUUCUUAAUCUUGUUGUUUCUGAAACAGAGAGAAAAUUGACUGGCCAAAUCGAGAAGCCUGAAAUGGAUUCCACACUUCAAACUCCAGAAGUUACCGUGACGAAUUCAACCUUGGUUACUUGA